GGACAAGUGAGCAUGUCACCUAACCUAAUCCGUGAGACCACUUGAACGAGUCGGACAUAUGUCUCGUUUCAUUUCAAUACGUUUUCAUGUACCAUUACGUAUGCUUGCGUAACAUGCCCCAAUCGUAUCACUUUCUGAGGUGAGGCAAAGAGGUGGAGCGUGCUCUUAAUUGAUCCAUGGAGUAUGCUCUAACUCGACGCGAACAUCUAGUCUCGCCAUAUUGGAUCCGGUGACGAACGUAUUGGAGCGUGCAUGUUGGACGCGACAAAUCUCUGGUUGUUAUGCCGAUUGUAUGUGAGGUUAGACACAAUUAGGUGGGUAAUGAAUGUGUCAGUCCAUGUGAGUGAGUUUAAUGUUUGCUUGAUACCGACGUUUUCGCAAAAUGACACAAGUUGCGCAGGAGGAUAACGAAUUAAAAAGAUUGCUCAAUAAUCCAGCCAAGAACGCUCCAAGCGAAGAUGGAUCCAUGGCACCACCGUUAUCGACUAAUGUGCCGAGACCAAGCACGUCGCAAAGUACCAACCCGCAAUCGAUGAUGAUUCCGACAACACCAGUUAAUAGCACGAAAGAAAUUCCAGAGCCUUGUUUACAAAAUGUAGUCUCUACAGUUAACUUGCAAACAGAAUUGAAACUUAUGUACAUUAAUGUAAGAACUAGGAAUUCUGAAUACAAUCCAGCUAGAUUUACCGGAUUAAUAAUGAGGAUACAAAAUCCUAGAGCAACAGCGCUGAUUUUCCGCUCUGGUAAAUUAGUAUGUACUGGUGCGAGAAGCGAACAAGAUUCAUUUUUGGCGGCAAAGAAAUUUGCCAGGAUAAUUCAGAAACUUGGAUUCCCUGUUAAGUUUUCCAGUUUUAAAAUACAGAAUAUAGUUGCGACAUGUGAUUUGAAAUUCCCAAUUAAGUUGGAGCUUCUAUAUCAAUUUCAUGGUCAAUUUUCUAGUUAUGAGCCAGAGUUAUAUCCGGGUCUAACGUACAGAAUGUAUUCACCUAGAGUUGUAUUAUUAAUAUUUGUAAAUGGUAAAGUUGUGUUAACAGGAGCAAAGAAUAGAACUGAAUUACAAGAUGCAUUAAAUAUUAUAUAUCCGACAUUAAAGAUGUAUAGAAAGCAAUAAUAUUACUUAUUUACAAAAUAAAUGUCAAAUAAAAUAACAAGAGACAUGUAAAUAUAAAAAUUAAUUAUAUAAUAGU
Atta colombica is the source of this 1187-nucleotide messenger RNA. It is a transcript of the gene Trf, whose product is annotated as TATA-box-binding protein. The transcript is spliced from 6 exons. Gene Ontology annotation, molecular function: RNA polymerase II general transcription initiation factor activity; DNA binding. Gene Ontology annotation, biological process: DNA-templated transcription initiation. NCBI's taxonomy places the organism in Eukaryota, Metazoa, Arthropoda, Insecta, Hymenoptera, Formicidae. The coding region runs from base 383 to 1111 and encodes 242 amino acids. The record is from RefSeq and is a predicted model, not a curated record.